Messenger RNA from Xyrichtys novacula (pearly razorfish), 14953 nucleotides. The record is from the annotation of a GenBank genome assembly. Lineage: Eukaryota; Metazoa; Chordata; Actinopteri; Labriformes; Labridae.
GGAAGUGUUUUAUGCGCAGCUGCAGCUAGCAGUGGCUAAUAGUCUACAGCAGCAUCUUGAAGCUCUGAACAGACAGACAACCAGACAUACAGACAGGUAAGAAUGUGCACACCUGAUCAGAGCCUCUUCUUUCUCUAACGGACAUGAACGAAGCAGCAGCAGGAGGAAUAGAUUACUGACAGAACAAGCAGAGAGGGAGAACAUGCUGUGACGGUAGUGAGUUGGUUUUACCCAGGACUGCUAAAUUCAAGCAAAAACUCAAAACUCUGGUUACUUUUAUUCAAACUGAGAUCGACGUUAUCCAGUAUUGUUACUCAUGACUCAAUGUCUGCAUUACAGACUUUCACAGAAGUUUAAAUCUUCUUUAGAAAAUCAAUGACAUGAACUUGUAUAAGAAGUGCUAAUGUUGUUUGAUCAGAAAUACAGGCCUGCCCUUUAAGAAUAUCAAUAGACAAUACCAACCGAAGAAGAACCAUGGGACAGUAGACUGAUGUUAAUAUUUAGCCCUGCAGACAGAGAGAGAGAGAGAGAGGCUCAUUUCACGACUCUCUCCUCCUUCUGCUCCCCUUUCUCCUCCUCCUCCUCUUCCCACUCUUUGUGUACACAUUGAAGCUGCCAUCGUGGGCUCAUAUUGAUUGCCUCCUCCUCUUCACACAUUGUCAAACCUUUAUUUUGAAGCCCAAGUGAUUUUCUGUGUACAUAGUCAUGGUGUCGAUCAGCUGCGUUGUCAUUGUCAAUGAGGAACGUCCCUUACAUCUGUGAAUAGCGUGAAUGUGGAGAAAUAAAUGUGUCUGUGACUUAAUCAUGUGAUUGAUAAAUUUGGUUAAGAAAAAAACACGAUUAGGUGAGGGUUUAUUUUUCAUUAAGCUGCCAUUCUGACUGUUGAGUCAGAUAGUUAAUUCUGGAUCCAGCACACAUAUGUAGAUUGAUCAUGUAGAAGAAAAAAUACAAUAUUUCAACUUCAUGUUAUUUUGAUUAAUCCGAAUGAAAGUUUGUCCAAACCGUGUUCAGCGGCCUUUUCUGUACCAGCACAAUGUGCCUGUGGACCAGCUUUUAUUUAACACCUAAGGAGCUGUGUUUGAGUCUCAGCAGAUAUGAGGAACAUUUAUGAUCAUUCAGUGGAGAAAGAAAGAGUGAAAGAAAAGAUGUAUAUGUAUUUGACAGACUGUUGAUCUGCUACAGUCUACAGAAACUUACUGCUGCUGCUGAGGGACAAACAACAACAGAGGGAGUGACGCUGUAAUAACUCUAAUUACUGUUUUCAUUAAUCUGAUGGGUCUCCCCCCUCCCGCCUCCCCCUCUAUCUCAGUGUGUCUGUGGAUGGAAGUGUGCAGCUCAGCCAUGGGGCCGGAGAGAGUCUUACCAAACUCCGAGGACGAGCUGGGGGAGGACGAGCAUCCAGCUGACGGAGUGCUGCUGCCUGUGUGGAGCGGGGGGGAGGCAGGAGAAGAGGGUGAGGAGGGUGGUGGAGAGAUGGAUCUGGAUGGAGAAGAGGAAGAGGAGGAGGAGGAGGUGAACAAUGGAGGAUAUUAUUACCAGCCUCUAAACCAGGAGCCCGAUGGGGUUCAAAACAGCGAGCAGCUCGGGGAGGACGCCGAGGAGAGGGGGGAGGAGGGGGCUGCCUCCCACACAGAACAGAUGCAGCAGGUGCAGCAGAGGAUAGAGGUGAGUUCAGUCUGAAGCUGUUAAUACUCUAACAGUUUGAUCCACUCCUCUGUGUUUCUGUGGUUUGAUCUACCUGCUCAUAAGUUUUUGGGUUUCCUCCUCCAGGUACAAUCACCUGUCUCACCUGUUAGGCUGUAUUGGCUGAGUGAGAUCGUGUUGGUUCGUUCCACUUCAGUGGGGCAACAUAAACUGUGAUUCAUAAAAUAGCUCUAUUGAUAGUAAGUACGAAAAAAAAAUAUCUACUCAUGCUAUCCUGUCGAUUUUUAGUAAUCAGUGUUUCGGUGUCGAACUGUUUCCUUUCUGCGGCGUAGUGAUACUUGCACACGCGCAAUGGAAUAUGCAGAGGGUGGAGCGAUUUUUGUCACCUGGACCAAUAGGAGCCGAGUCUCGUUGCCAUAGUAUCAGAAAUACACAAACAUGUGCUGCGUCCGAACUGCCCGCUCGGAUACUACAUGCUACUGCUACGUGCUACUGCUAGAUCCUACUCCUACAUACUAAAAACGUUGGCCCAAUUCGGACACACUAGACGAGCGGUGGGGAAAGACGACCCCCGCAGGCAGAGAGUAGGUACUGCGCCCGUGCAGACAGUGGUAACUGAAGCCCCUCAUCUGCGGGCCUGGCUGUAGUACUGCAGCUGUGCAGUUUAAUGAUGGAAUAAGUGAGCUUUACCUCCAUGAUGUCGCCACUUGCUCAUAAAAUGAUUACUUGGGCAAAUAUGACACCAUGACAUGACAAAGAGAUACAACCGCACAUUUUUUAGGACAGUGUGUGAAGUUACAUGAAACUUACAUCUGUACUGCUGCGGUCCCGCCUGCUGUUGCUGCUCCGACAUGGUGCGCGCUGCUGUGGCCAGCCGGCGUUCGCGACACAUUUAAAUAGGCAGAGCAGCUGGUGGCGCUAGCAUCACAUGCGCUUCUACAACUUUUAAGAGGACGAAGAAGAAGCCCGCGGUGCAUUUUGGGUCAGUAGCAUGCCCGUAGGAUGCACCGAGACCAACCUACAAUGUGGGCGUGUCUAGCAUCUGAAGUAGUAUCUGAAGUAGCAUGCUACUCGCUCCGGUGGCCAAUUCGGACAUGCUAGAUACUACUUCGACUACUACUUCGACUACUACUUGGCAAUUCGGACGCAGCUAUGGUGACGAGCGCAUCUAGCAGCGAGACAAGCAAAGAGGAAGAAAAGAAAAGGAAACAGCCUUCAAAAGUGCAUAAAAAAGGAAUAAAACAAUGCUAUAUGCAUCUAUCAUCUGUCCAGAGUGAAGACAUUCUCGACUUUACAAGGACACGUUGGGAAACUUACAGAACUAGUAUUAGAAAGUGGCUUUCUCUACAGGGUGAGACAAAAGACCAGCCAGAAAUGUACAUAUAUGUGAGUAACACAAAAACGAUUAUAUGGUGCUGCUGUUUUUGCUUGUAGAAACUGCUAUGUUGAUUCUAGCAAGACAGAAUCUUUCUCAAAUGUCAUAAAUACAUCUACCUAACAUCUGAAAGAGUUAUUGGUGCCUUAGUAUACGCAUAAGUGAAUUCAGAUUAUGAAAUGUAGCAAAUUUCUUGAAGAAAACGUCUCAACUCAAGUGAUUUGCACCCAGCACAAUGAAAUAUAUACAGUAAAUUUAGCUAAAAGCUUAUGUUUCAUACAUAAAAAUGACACAUCCUACUGUAUAAUAAAAGCAGUAAAUUAUAAACAGCACAUCAUGGCCAUAAAUAGCUGAAAGUCAAUCAAAUUGCUACCACGCCCCCCAAAAUUGGAAUAAUGGAAAAAAAUGUAACAAGACAAAAAUAAAUGCACAAAAGGUCUGAAUUAAUUCAAAAUAUGGUAAAAAAAACAUUUAUUCAAGUAUCACAGUGUCAAAACAUCUGACACUUAUCAGUCCCUUCAGAAUAUGAAAAUAAAGAUCAAAACACAAACGCAGACAAAUGUAGAACAAAUAUAAAAAUAAUAAAAAUCUCAAAUCUUGGUGUAGCAAUCCUUUAAACAAAACAAAUUGUACAUGGUGACAUGGUGCGUAUAUUACGCAUCGCUAUCUCUUUCAUCAGAGUCAUCAUCCCAUACAGCUCUUUCUUCUGUUUCCUUUGAAGCAUUCUCACAUGCUUGGCGUGUGAAGGGGCACACAUUUUACCAGUCAGAGAAUGUUUCAUCACAGCUGCUUGGUAGUUUGCUCUCAUGCAGUGUUGGUACAGGGCGUCACUUGUUGGGGGAAUGGACAGUUCAAAGCUGACGAGGCCAUGCAGAAAGAUUUGUAUCUGGCAUCAUUUACAUUUUUGGCAGAUGACUGGCCAUACAGUCUUAACACAUGCGUGUUAAAGGUGUUCGUCAAGGUUAAAACUGUUGCCCAGAUUUGCAAACCCAGUCAGGUAUUCUUCUUUCUGACAAGCAACAGAAAAUGUUUUUCUUUUGCCCUUGCCAUGAAAUGCACUGGUCGAGUCACAACCUGUGAAUGUAUGGAUGUUCUUGUAUGUCUGCAAGACUAUCUUGUACAGAUUUAUGUCGGUGCCAAGCAUGUGAGAAUGCUUCAAAGGAAACAGAAGAAAGAGCUGUAUGGGAUGAUGACUCUGAUUAAAGUGAUAGUGAUGCGUAAUAUAUGCACCAUGUCACCAUGUACAAUUUGUUUUGUUUAAAGGAUUGCUACACAGAGAUUUGAGAUUUUUAUUAUUUUUAUAUCUGUUCUACAUUUGUCUGCGUUUGUGUUUUGAUCUUUAUUUUCAUAUUCUGGAGGGAUUGAUAAAUGUCAGAUGUUUUGACACUGUGAACUUGAAUAAAUGUUUUAUACCAUAUUUUGAAUUAAUUCAGACCUUUUGUGCAUUUAUUUUUGUCUUGUUACAUUUUUUCCAUUAUUCCAAUUUUGGGGGACGUGGUAGCAAUUUGAUUGACUUUCAGCCAUUUAUGGCCAUGAUGUGCUGUUUAUAAUUUAUUGCUUUUAUUACACAGUAGGUUGUGUCAUUUUUAUGUAUGAAACAUAAGCUUUUAGCUAAAUUUACUGUAUAUAUUUCAUUGUGCUGUCUUGCCAGAAUCAGCAUAGCAGUUUCUACAAGCAAAAACAGCAGCACCAUAUAAUUGUUUUUGUGUUACUCACAUAUAUGUACAUUUCUGGCUGGUCUUUUGUCUCACCCUGUAGAGAAAGCCACUUUCUAAUACUAGUUCUGUAAGUUUCCCAACGUGUCCUUGUAAAGUCGAGAACGUCUUCACUCUGGACAGAUGAUAGAUGCAUAUAGCAUUGUUUUAUUCCUUUUUUAUGCACUUUUGAAGGCUGUUUCCUCUUCUUUUCUUCCUCUUUGCUUGUCUCGCUGCUAGAUGCGCUCGUCACCAUGUUUGUGUAUUUCUGAUACUAUGGCAACGAGACUCGGCUCCUAUUGGUCCAGGUGACAAAAAUCGCUCCACCCUCUGCAUAUUCCAUUGCGCAUGUGCAAGUAUCACUACGCCGCAGAAAGGAAACAGUUCGACACCGAAACACUGAUUACUAAAAAUCGACAGGAUAGCAUGAGUAGAUUUUUUUUUUUCGUACUUACUAUCAAUAGAGCUAUUUUAUGAAUCACAGUUUAUGUUGCCCCACUGAAGUGGAACGAGAUUCACUUUCUAGGCACUUUUUCCUCUGUCCCAAUACAGCCUAUGUGUGUCUCUCUGCUGCAGGUAAUGGGGCUCCACCUCCCUGAAGCUCCACCUCUAGACAGCGAUGAGGAGGAGGACCCUGAGGGUGCAGCGGCCCAGAGGAGCAGAGCCUCCAUACCCAUGGAUGCAGGUCAGAUCUCCAUUAUGUUCCCUACCCUCAUUUGGGUCACAAAUCAAACUUGAAGGGAUUUGUCUAUCUCUUCCAUCUGGACCCUCAUAUUAACCAUGUCAGCGCUCGUAUCCUGAUGUUAAAGCUUCCUGUAUCUCCCUGCAGACCACGUUGAGCUGGUGAAGAGAACAAUGGCGGCCAUCGCACUACCAUCUCUGGGUGUGCCAGCAUGGGCCAGAGAGAUCUCAGAUGACCAGUGGACAGACAUGGUCCAGACCACGCUGCAGAGCCGUCAGAGUGCUGCUGCCCUGCGUCUCAGCCGCAGGAGCAACAUCAACUGACCUUGAAUGCACCACAACCCCUCUGCAUCCCUUAUUAACAAAAAAGGAUCAAACAAGAGACCCUGAACGCCCCACAACCAUCUGAAACCCCUCUAUGUCCCAGAUUUAACAACAAGGCUUAACUGCAACAUCUGCUGACUUUUAAUGCAUCACUACAGUUAAGCAGAAUUACCCGUCCUUUUAUAGGCCCUUGAUUGCACCACUACAGCUUUAACUGUCUUAAUUUGCAAAAUGCUGCUCAGAGACGCUGAUGGUGGGGAAAAGUGGAUGAAAGUGACUUUCUGAAAUGAAGUGAUGACUUGAGAUAGUCUGAUCUUUUUGUCCUGAUAACCUGCUGAGUCUGCAGAUUAUUAUUUCUUUUAGAUUGAUUAAAAAAAACCUGGGAAAGGGAAUCCGUCAGUUUUCUGUCAGCAGGACAUGGUAGCCCUUUGGCUGAUUUUUAUUUUUAUUUAUUUACAUUUAAUACCACACAAAAUUUUGCAAACUUGUCAUUAGGUUUAGUCAGAGUUAAAGUUUAGUGCCUGAAAAUUAAGUUACCCUCCAAGGGAAACACAUUUAAACAGCAUUAACUUCCUUCAACAGCAGUUUUACUGUCAAUAAAAUACAUAGUUUGGUUUUCAAUCUGCAGAGCCCCAGAAUUAAAAACGGUCUGUUUGAACAGAUGUGCACUGAGGUUCCAGGUGAGAAAAGGGUCCAGAACAGUGAAUCCAAAUGAAUGAAAAACCUUACCUGUUUUUAGUGACUGGCCUGUCUGUAAACUUCUGCCGUGCCAAUCUCCACUGUGGUUUAUCUGAGUGUGAGGGAGGAGGGUUUUAGAAUAGAGAGACUGUUAUCUUAACAUUUGAAUUAGCUGAUGUGAAUGAGUCAGUGAAUCAAUGAUGGUGACGUUUUCACAGCUAAGGACUGUUUUCAAGGCCCUGUGGGGACCAUUUGUUCUGUGAUUUUGGCGCCCCCUGGGGACCGAGCUGCGCAUCUCUAACUCAGCUGAUCUUUUAGCAAUGAAAACACACUGACCAGCCAAUGUACAAGGGGAAAUAAAACCAACAGGAGCCGAAACACAUGACCAAAAUAAAUGAGCACCUGAGUCAAGAAAGCUUAUUGGAAACUGGAUAAAGGAACAGUUCAACAGUUUGAAAAUACUGUAUUAAAGUAUAAAAGUAGGCUUAUGUACUGUGUCUAUGUGUAAUGCAAUUUUUCUCACAUUGUUAUUAAAUGCAGUUUAAAGUGAUCACUCACAAAGCCAUUAAUUAUUCAGAUCAGAUUCUUCUAAUUGCUUGACAGCACCCGUUUUAAAAGGGUCCUCAAAAACAAGGAUUCACUCUUACUCACAACAGUUCUUUACAGAUGAUAGUGUAUCAUGAUAGGCAUCAUAUCGUGAGGCUGUAGGAAAUGUCAGUAGGGUGCUUAAAUGUGUUCUACUGAAAAGGUGUCAGUAUUACACACCUUAAUUUCUGCUGAUGAGCUGCUACAACAGCCAGAGUUUCAGUCUGACAUCAGCCACUCACAAAGUUUCAGAAAUUAAAAACUACAGACAUAAAGACAUUCCAUAACCCUAACCAUAAAAAAACCCUUGAAAGAACAUUUUUAAAAUCCUUUUAAAAGUAAAAAAAAAUCACAGUUAUCUACCCCUGAUGAAUUUCCCUCUGGGGAUCAGUAAAUUUUUUCUUCUUCUAGAUUUUGGCCCUCAGGGGAGAGCUCACAAACUUUUUAUCACCUGGUUGAGAAACAAACCUGAAUUUAUACAGACAUUCUUUUACAACCUGACAAAGCAAUGGAGGCCAGAACAAGAGGAGAGACUGUCUCUUAAUCUUGAAUGUCUGAAAGAAUAAACGCCGAUUUCCACCAGUUUAAAAAAGAAAAGGAAAGAGGAAGACAUGAACUCUAAAAAAAAAAAAACAAGUAAAGGUUAUAACAAUGAGAUACAAGGUCAGAUUGAGAAGGGAAGUCAAAGGUACAACAUACCUGAUAGUCAUGAGUUAUAAGGCAAAUGUAUUAUGAGAUAGGACAAUUUUUCUCCUGUGUUCAAAUUUGACUCAAACUUUGAAUUCUUAUCUCACAGUUGUGACUUUUAACCCACGAGUGUAACUUUUAUUCCAUAUUUGCAACAUUUUGUUUCAUAAUUUUGAGUUUUUGUCUCGGUUUGAUCAACCUUGCUGUAAUCAAGACUUUCUGGUGCAUAAUUUUUGUCUUAAAUAUCAUAAGUGACUUACUAUCUUAUAUAUUGGACUUUUAUCUGUUAACAGACUUUUCCCCAGACUAUUUUUCCUCAUCAUUUUGAAAUUUAUUCCCAUAAAUUGAAUUGCAUCAGCUCUAAGGUUUAUUUUAAUUCUAUUCAAUCUACUGUCACAUGAAUCUAAAUGGACAGGUGAACAGAUGAAAUGAUCAGGGGCUCGUCAGUUUUCUGAGAAGAACUUUAUUUCUUCUGUUAAUAUAUCAGUGUAAAUAUAAUUGAGCAGACUGGGUCACUGUGGUAGGGAAGUUAUAGAUAUUAUUCAUUGAGGGCCUUGACUUUUCACCCUCUCUCCUCCUCUGUGUCAGUUGACAUGAUUUCUGACUGGACUUAUAAGACUUCUGUCAGUGUGAAUCUGAUUGGUUUUCUUUUCCUGUUCAUGUUUAUAAGCCGAAAUAUAGAUCCAUAAAAGAAUGAAAGCUGAUUAAACCCCAGUGUUUAUCUGUGUAAAAACUGAAAUAGUUCCACCUGAAAGCUUUUGUUAAGUUCUGUGUUUGAUUCUGAUUGAUUUUGUGUGUGUAUAUAUAAAUCACAAGAUGUCUGGUUGUCAAACAUGUCCUCUUUAUUUUUUCUGUUGAUUUGCUUCUGUACAUACAUCAGCAUCUGUACAAAAUCUGACUUUCAUACUAUGUAAUGCUCUAACUAAAUAAAGUACAACAUAUGUACAAGAUGACGGAAGCAGCGUUCAGGUGUUCGUGUCAAGACUCGAGUGAAGAGAUCACUGCUGUGUUUCAAACAGUUCACUUUUAGUCCAACCUCUCCUGAUCAGAGAUCCUUACAGCACGUAGGAAAAUAGAUUUAUUAUAAUCUGAAUGUUUCUUAGCGUCUCCAUCCUCUUGGUUUCCAGGGAUUGUUUAAGGUACUGUUCUGAUAUAUCAAACGGGUCAGCUUGUAGUUUUAGGGCUCAGGUUUAUUGGGAGAGAGCAACAGAAAACUCAACUCCAUCUGCAGCUGAGAAACACAAAAUUCUGUAAAACCGAAGUAAAAUCUACCGAGCCCCUCAAACCCCAGAAGGUCAGGUUUUUUUCCUUGUGCACAGAAGAUGACGUGUUACCACAAGAUAACUCAUGCACACAGGAUAAUUCUGUGCCCAAGUUCUUUCUCGGGCACACAAUGUAAAAAAGUGACUUUAUGGGAGUUAAGGUGCUCCACGAAAAACAGAGUAUCAUCUGUGUGAAAGCACCUUUAAGGCUCAUUUAUGCUCGUGUUCUUUUCAUCCAUAUGUCUGUACAUUUAUGGAUACGGGCCAGACGGAGCAGUACCACCGGAAACCAUGAGGGCAGUGUUGUCUGUCACUACCCAAUACGCAUCUCUAGAGAGAAAUGAAGAAGACAGUGGUGGGCAUUUAGUGGCCUGACCGACCACCGCCUCCUCCAAUGCUACCUCCGUUUCUGUCUUCAAUGUAUAAUGUACGUUAUCACUAGCUCCUCCAUAGUUGCCAUGUUUCUUUUAGUUUUUUGUUGUCAGAAACUUUUGACUCCGGCCUGCCCCCUGGUGGAUGUAAUGGGUUACAUCCAUGCCAAUGUAAACGAUGCAUAGAAGUAUGUGGGUAGUGACGGAACCAGCGUUUGAAAUGGACGCGUACAUUUUCAUAUGUGUGGCGGGCAUAAAUGAGCCUAAAGUCUGUCAUGAAGGGAGACACAGGCUCAAAUGACCGGAGGGACACCAGAAUAUAUCAACAAUGAUAAAGAUAGUUAAAAUUUUUACUGUGAUCACAAUAACUCACCAUUUUAAAAUAAAGGUGUUACAUUUCUAUAAAAUACUUGGAACAUGAAGGGAAAAAAAAUGCCUUUUGCAAAACAGCCAAAAUAGACGACAUACGGUUUUGGGGUGGCCAAUUAGACUCAAAGUGGGGCACCGACCACCUUUGCCACUCUUGCAUUCGCCCCUGCAGCCCCCCUUGGAUUACCUGAGCCCAUCAGGCUCAAUGCACACACUACCACACAUUCAGAGGUACAAGUUCUGCAGCAUUAUGAAUACAAACACAGCGACAGUCAGCUAUGUUUGCAAUUUGAAAAACCAGACACAAAAUAGAUCUUGACAAUACCCCGAAUUAAGCACAUCAGGGGAUCAAACUCCAUUAAAAAGCAUAAACCAGGACUUGACGAGCUGUGACCAGCUUGACAAGUGAUCAGAAGCUCAGUUACCAGCUGGGCAGUUUAUUCGAGUUAAUAUUGAUGCAGCACAGAUGUUUCGUAACCAGGAUCUGUGAGUUAAUGAGGCCCAUAGGUUGUGAAUGUUACGAGAUCCUUCAGUCUGCGGUGUGUUUCUUAUACUUCACUGAUAACACACAGAACUGCAUGGAAGUAUCAGGCUUCACCUCAGGGAACAAGGCUCUGAGUACGUUUAUUUAUGAAGCCGUAGGGCUGAAUAUGCAGAGGUAAAUAAUAAUCAUGGUGAGACUUUAAAUUACAUAAACAUGUUUAUGUUGGCAGUCUUUAGCUAAUGAAAACACUGAGCGUGACAAAAACCUUUACUCGUGAUAUUUCAGAUGUUAAUGAAAUGCCACUGAGUUACUGUGUCAGAGGCCCCACAAUAAGUCAAGAAGGAUAGACGAAAUGACACUUCCGCCUCCUGGUGGCCAAACUGUAACUAGAAAAGCUGGACUUGUUUAAUUCACACAUCAGUGAACAAAAAACUGAUGGGUCCUGAUCUGAGCAUGACCAUUAGAAACUGCUCCAAAUAACAAAAUAAUAACACUGGAUGAAGAUGUUCUGAUGUCAGUCAGGGAUAAAAAAAUGCUUUAUUUAUCUGUGUUCACACUAGAGGGUUGUUGCACAAAAGCAGAAUUCAGAAUCCCAGAUGACUGAAAAAACCUAGAUUGGACCGAGUGUGCGAUGCAAUUACUGCAAAGUUUUUCUAUCCAGGUACUCAUCCUAAAGAAGCGGGGCCAGUGAGGUGGGUGGAACUACACCAUUGCUGACACUGGUCUUAAAUAUAAAGUGAAACAGCCAGUAAAAAAAAGACACAAACAGCCCAAAACAUAAGGACAGAAAUUCAACAUUACAGCGGGCGUGGUCUGUCAGACCAAAAAGAGUUUAAAAACUUUUGCUGAGAAUCUUGCGGGUCAUCAUUUUUGCUGAGCCAACCAUCCCUUCCUGUAUUUUUUUUUUACUUGGGUGACUUGCAUGAUCACGUUUCCUUCUCUUGUACUGGAGCUACCCUGUUUUUACUGAAACAGUAUAACUUUGAUCAAAAUGUGAGUAGGCCUGUCAUGAUAACAAAUUUUGCUGGACGAUAAUUGUGCUACAAAUUAUUGCCGAUAAACGAUAUUAUUGACACCGUUUUUUAAAUUAUAGAUAAUGAUAAUAUAUGGCAUAAUAAUGCGAGUACACCAUGUCAAAAGCAAUAAACUUUAAUUGCUCAAGAUUAAGAACUUUGAACUAAGAUGAACAAAUAUAAUAAUAAUAUAUGGUGGUAUAUGGUAUAAUAUAAUAAACAGACCUUGUCUCUGGUACGGAACAAAAACUUCACUCCACACAAAACUAUUAAAACAAUAAAUAAAGUGGAGUCUCGAGUCUGUAAACAAAAUUGCACUAAAUAAUUAGCUUUGGGUGCUAUUCCUCAACAGGUCAACAAAGAACAUGCAUGCGCAUGAGUGAGACCUCUUCUCUCAUCCAGCGUGUUUGGUAGCGAGAGAGGAGGAAAACAAACGCACAUUAAUGAUCGAGGCUGGCAAAGUUAUCGACCUCGUUUUUAUUUACUGAGCGAUUAGGCAAUUUAUUGAUUAUCGCAACAGGCCUAAAUGUGAGGCUUAUCCCUUUCCCAGCAGAGAGCUGAAAAAUGGCAGGAUUACAGGAACUAAAUCCACCAAUCAACUAAAUCCACCAUACAGCAUCAAUAUCUGUAAAACUAUACUGUAUUUACUUCCAUAAAAAAUGGUCCUGUUUUCUGAUAAUAAAAGAAGCCAAUUAUUUUAAAAUUACUGGAGAAGUUCUCGUGAAAAAAGAAAUUCUUCACUGCUUUCCUGAAUCUUUCAGAUACAAAGCCUCAGGUGCACUACCCAGUACUUUAAGCUUUUGUCAAAUCAGCUCUGAAGUCACCAGGUAACCAGUGUGGAUGUGUUUCAGAUACAUCAUGAUGAAACUGCCAUACGGCCAUUGAAAAACCAGGAUUCAAUAAACCGGAUCAGCUCACUGCUCGGUGCAUGUUCGCUUCCUCAGUCACCUCAGUGUCAAUCCCUUCAGUAAUUCAAAUAUACUCCUGCAAAUAUCAAAUAUAUGAUGUUUGAUUUUAACACCUGUGAGGGUCUUUCAGUCUGAGUGGGUUUUGGUACCCCAAUAGACUAAGCUUGUAGCCACUGAUAAUCCAGAUCUGGUAAUCUUUUAACUCCAUAUGUGGAUCUGAUUGUUUAAAUGCAGUUUCCUUUAAAAAAACAGGACUAUUUCAGCACAUGGUGUGAUGUCAACUGUUGCUGAGUCAAUGUGGGUAGAAGUGGGUCUGUUGUGCUGACACAGCGAAACAUUCAGGUCAGGAGCUUUUUUUCAGUUUGCAUAAUUUCCCUCUGCUCCUUAACCUUAAUGACAGGUUGACCUUUAACCCAAGUGAGAUGGCUACACAUUGAACAUUCAUAUUGAAGAUUUUUUGAUUUUAAGCAACACAACAAAACCACUGAUGUAGUUUCUGACAGAAAACAAUUCCUUGUGCAAACUACAUUCCGCCUUGGUUUAAAUAUAAUGUAGCUAUGAUGACAUCAUAGAACAGUAAAAAAAAAAAAAAGAAAGAAAAAAAAACGGAGAAUAAAUCCUUCUGGAGUCAACUCCGGUUCUGUCAGGUCCCGUUGCUUCUGCCUACAUUCACGUGUCUCUGCGUCAUCAUCAGUCCGUCCAAAGCUGCUUCAGUCUCCAGUCCACCUCAGGUCCAUGCCAACAGGUGAUUUGUCAGUACAAGUGGAGGGGCAGGUCUUUAGAGUGAGGAGGACCGAGCAAGGCAGUCAACUAACACGUGGUGCAUUCAGGUGUCAUUGUACAGACGUGAUGUGUAGAAGAUUUUUUUUCCCACUGCAGUAGAGAGGGCAUCACAAGACCACAAGACAUGAUCUAUGAGGGUUCUCAUAGAUGUGGUCCAAAAGGGCUCUGGACUCUGCUGUGGAAUCUAAGAAGGCUCUGGAUUCUAAUCUGAGCUCAAUGAGGAAUCAGAAGCUUGUAUUGUAAUCAAUGAGGUUUCGGGGUUUUGGAUUCUACAUUGUGAUCCAUGAGGGUUCUAAAAUCUGCUUUGUGGUCCAUGAGGAUACUUGAUUUUGCAUUGCCUUUCACUAAGGUUCUAGUGGGAUCCAUGUGGGUUCUUGGCCUUGUGUGAAGUGUUCCAAAAGAAUACUGGAUUUUAGGCAGUCAGGAAGUUCUGGAUUAGGUAGUAUGAUCCAUGAAGAUUCUGGAUCCUGCAGAGGAAUCUGAGGAGGUUCUGUAUUACGGGUUGUGAUUUAUGAAGGUUCUGGAUCCUUACAUAUGCUCCAUGAGGGUUCUGAAAUCCACUUUGUUAUCUGUGAGAGUUCUGGAUUUUGCAGUGUGAUCCAUGAAGGGUCUUGGCUUUGGGUUGUGAUCAAAACUGGUUUGAGAUUUUGCAGGUGGAUCCAGGGCUUUUAGUUCUGCAGUGAGUACCAUGGGGGUUCUGGAUUCUGCAGAAUCAUUUGGGUUCUAGACUCUGCAUUGGAUCGAUGACGGUUUUAGAUUGUGCCUUAUAAUCCAUGACGGUCUAGCCUCUUCUUUUGGAUCAAUGAGGGUUUUGGAUUCUGCCAUGUUAUUCAAAAAGGUUCUAAGAUCUGCUUUAUGAUCAAUUAGAGUUCUGGAAUUUUCAGGUGGAUUCAAGAGGGUACUUGAUUCUGGGUUGGGAUCCAAAAGGGUUCAAGGACCUGCUAUAGAAUCAAUGACAGUUUUCAAGUGGAAUCCAUGUAGGUUCUUGAUUGUUUGUUGUGAUCCAUCAGAGUUCUGGAUUAUCAACUGUAACUUAAUAGGGUUCUAAAUUUUGCAAGUGGAUUCAUGGAACCAACAAAGGGACCCAUAAAAGUUGUGGAUUCUGCAGUGGUAACCUUAGGAUUUCUAAAGAGCCUUCAGUGUGGCCGCCCCUCCUCUCUGGAACUCUCUCCCCUCUGAGAUUCGCCAAGCACAGACUCUUGACUCUUUCAAGUCUGCUCUGAAGCGACACUUAUUUAUCCAGGCUUUUGGUAUUUAGUUUUUGUAGUGUGUUGUUAAGCGCCUUGGGUAUCCUGAAAGGCGCUAUAUAAAUGUAAGAUAUUAUUAUUAUUAUUAUUAAAUCCUGCUGAGGGAGCCAUAGUGGUUCUGGUAUUUCUAUUGUGAUCAAUGAGGGUUCUGGAAUGUACUGUGGAAUCCAUGAAGACUUCAGAUUUGGUGUCUUGGGACUACUUUUUGUUACAUGAAAACAUAGGCUGGUCGCUGGAGAGAUAGUCCACCGUUUCAGGUCUAUGUAAUCUGUUGGGCUCUUAAAACAGAACAAUCAGCUGUUUCUGCUACAGGAGGACUGGACCAGGAUCAAACAUCUAAACACUAGUCCUGGACAGAGGCUAAAACAGAAUGAAAGGUAAAUUGUCAAAUUCAGACCCAUUGUGGACACAAAGCAGACUCAGAACCAGAUCAUCUAUCAGUUUACAGUCACUGCAGCGGAAAAGGCCUUCUUGUGAUGCAGUCAGGGACCUCUGCGACUCUGUGGUCACAGAGCUGGUCCCAGCAGAGUUGGUUGAGAACAGACAGCAGCAGGUAUUUGCAGAUGAAAGUGUUGGAGGUGUUAGUGCAAUAUGAAGCUAAUGAUUUCAUCGUCACAUGAAACACUGAGACAGCACGUGGGACAGACGGAGCUUCUACAGUGCCCUACAUGUGAUUGGCCACCAGGGGUCAGAGGUGAGGAAGUCUGGUUUCUUUGUUUUCUUUUGAACGCAGCAUUGGCUCCGUCCUGAUCUGACCCCAGACCAGUUUCUUCACGACAGCUUCAACUUCCUCCCCAGAGAGACGCAAAGGAGGGGGGUGGGUUCAGGCUCGGAGGGGGCCGCCUCCC